Molecule: messenger RNA, 1482 nt
Organism: Osmerus eperlanus (European smelt)
Lineage: Eukaryota; Metazoa; Chordata; Actinopteri; Osmeriformes; Osmeridae
Gene: clic2
Product: chloride intracellular channel 2
Exons: 6
Coding region: 101-1048 (315 amino acids)
Biological process (GO): chloride transmembrane transport; negative regulation of ryanodine-sensitive calcium-release channel activity
Molecular function (GO): chloride channel activity
Source: RefSeq, a predicted model, not a curated record
UCCUAGUAGAAACUUGGCAUUGUGCUUAUAUGCACCGGAACCCCGCCCAUCCUCUGGGACCUCCCUCUAACUUUUAAAGUGUGUUCAGAGCAACAGCUUCAUGGAUCUCCAAAUACAAAACCUCUGGGUCUUAGCCCACACCUCCCUUUCACAUCCUCAUAUAAGUGCAAACGCUCUAGAGCCCAGAUCAGUUCAAAGACUUUCCGUCAGCUUCACACCCAGUGGAUUUGGAGUUCUGCUGAGCUUCGUUCAGGUCAGUUGUGGGCACCAACUUUCUGGACAUUGGCACUGUACAGCACUGCUUUUGGGCGACAUGGCACUCCGUCAGGAUUCUGACAUGGAGCCAAGCAUUGAGCUCUUCAUCAAGGCUGGCCACGAUGGUGAGAAUGUGGGAAAUUGUCCCUUCUGCCAAAGGCUCUUCAUGGUCCUGUGGCUGAAAGGUGUCAAGUUCACAGUGACCACGGUCGAUAUGAGGAAGAAACCAGCAGAGCUGAAGGAGUUGGCUCCGGGAACAAACCCUCCUUUUCUCCUGUACAACGGAACCCUAAAAACUGACUUCAUCAAGAUUGAGGAGUUUCUGGAACAAACAAUAGCCCCUCCCAGGUAUCCCCACCUCAGCCCACUCAACAAAGAGUCUUUUGACGUUGGAGCUGACAUUUUUGCCAAGUUCUCUGCUUAUAUCAAGAACCGCCCGAACAAUGCCUAUCAUGAGACAGCCCUGCUACGGGAGUUUAAGCGACUGGACAUCUACCUGAACUCCCCUGUCCCUCAAGAGAUUGAUGUCAACUCUAGAGAAAACAUCACCAUCUCCAAGAGGAAGUUCCUGGAUGGCAACCAUCUAACCUUAGCAGACUGCAACCUGCUGCCCAAACUGCAUGUCAUCAAGGUUGCUGCCAAAAAGUAUUGUGACUUUGACAUCCCAGCCCAGUUCAGCGGUGUGUGGCGGUACCUUCAGAACGCCUAUGAGAGGGAGGAGUUCAGGCAGACAUGCCCUGCCAACAUUGAGAUUGAAAAGGCUUACCUGAGUGUAGUUAAUGCAAGGAAAUGAGCCCCUUUUUCAUUUGUCAUUCUUUGCCACAGUAUCACCAGCUACCAUUCAUAGUAAUGCUGCUGUAGAAAGUCUAUGUGUAAUUUCAAGUAUAGACUAUUUAUUUGAAGAUUUUCUAAUGGCAGAAUUGUGUUGCAUGCCACACUGAUUUGCCAAGCGUGCAAUUGGCAUUGGCUGUUAAUCUAUAUAGCAGGUUGCUCUGUCUAUAGUGUAAAUAUUUCUAUUUUUACUAUACAAUAAUUGUAUAGAUGUGUGAAAAAGUAAGAGCCGUGGAAGGCCAGUUGAAAAACUGUUGAAACACAAAAUGAUAACCACGCUCACCAACUCAGAUAACAAAGUUCUGACCAAAACAAAUACAGUUCUUAAUCUUGUACAAAAACAUUUCAGAUGGUUUUAAAAGAUGUUACCAAUAAAAUACAUCUCUUUAUUCUAAA